UGCAGUCUGGUUUUUAUUAUCAAGCUGAGCGUCUUUGGCUUUUUCUUGGGCUUUGGGCUUGCUUUCAACUUUUGCUAUGAGCUUCAACACCAAACAGAGCACCACUACGGUGUACACCAGACCAAGAAGCAGCAACGGUAGCACCAGAGAGAGUGGUGUCAGGGUUGUUUCAGCAGCCAGAGAUGCAUCUCCUGCCCCAGGCAGUGCUAGAUGCAGCAUCUCUGGGAGAAGCUUUAGUAGUUAUGGUGAUGGGAUGAGUAGAGCAAGUGGCAUGGAUGGCUUUGAAAGAGUAAGGAGCAGUAGGGGUAUCAUAGAUGGUGGUUAUGGGUUCAGCGCUGGCAGCUCCCGCUAUGGGCAUGUUGCCGGUUGCGGAUUUGGUGUUUGCAAUGAGGCACCCCUGAUCUCCUGCGAUGAAAAGAUGACCAUGCAGAACCUCAACGACCGCUUGGCCUCUUACCUGGACAAGGUGCGAGGCCUGGAGGAGGAGAACAUGGAGCUGGAGGGCAAAAUCCGGGAAUGGUAUGAGCAACAAGGACCUCUCUAUGACCAAAAGGAUUACAGCAGUUACUAUCAGCAAAUUGAAGACCUGAAAAACCAGAUAAUUUGUGCUACAGUGGAUAACAGCAAGCUUGUUCUGGAUAUUGAUAAUAACCGGAUGACUGCAGAUGACUUUAGACUGAAGUAUGAGACCGAGCUGGCUCUCAGCCAGAAUGUGGAAGCAGACAUCAAUGGAUUACGCCAAGUCCUGGAUCAACUGACCCUUUGCCGGUCUGAUCUGGAGAUGCAACUUGAGUCCCUCCGGGAAGAGCUGUGUUGCCUCAAGAAGAACCACGAGGAGGAAGUAAAGGAGUUGAAGAGUCAAGCCAAUAGAGACGUCAGUGUGGAAGUCAAUUCUUGCCCAGGUCCAGACCUGAAGAAGAUUUUGGAAGAUAUGAGAUGCCAAUAUGAAACCAUGAUUGAGAAUAAUCGCAGAGAAGUUGAGCAGUGGUAUGAAAAUAAGAUGGAGGAAGUGAAUCGGGAGGUCACCAAUAGUAGCAAGGAAUUUGAAGAUUGCAACAACCAAGUCAUUGAUCUGAAACGCCAGCUGCAGACCUUGGAAAUAGACCUUCAGGCCCAGCUUAGCCUGAGAGACUCGCUGCAAGGUUCUUUGGCCGAGACCGAAUGUCGCUACAACAACCACUUGGCUGAAAUACAGAACCAGAUUUCAUGCGUGGAGCAGCAGUUGGCGGAGCUGAGGGCAGAGAUGGAGUGCCAGAACCGCGAGUACAGAGAGCUGCUGGACGUUAAGUGUCGCCUGGAACAGGAGAUCCAGACGUACCGCAGCCUGCUAGAGGGCAGCCAGGAGGACAUUGUCAACCGCAGUAGCACCAAAACAGGAGGAUUUUCCAGACAACCAAGUGGGAGUCACAGAAGCCCCAGCUCUCCUAGCCGUUCCCAGCCAUUGGUGACUGACAUCAAAGCAUACGUCAGAUAAAUUUCCAAAGCAGCACCUCAAUAACAAGUUUUCUGUAACUUGUUGAACUCAUGAGAGCCAAGUAUCCAUGGAUGGGCUGUCUCUGGGCUCAUUGCAUUACUCUCUUCUUCUCGAAACCUUUGGUGGUUGCUACCAUUGCCCUGCGUGUUAGUUAACAAAUCUUCAUGGAGCUGGUCUUGGGCACUCUAUUGAAUGUGGGUCUUUAAUAAAACUGUUUUCCUACUGAUGCAAACAAAGAAA
Molecule: messenger RNA, 1714 nt
Organism: Heteronotia binoei (common prickly gecko)
Lineage: Eukaryota; Metazoa; Chordata; Lepidosauria; Squamata; Gekkonidae
Product: keratin, type I cytoskeletal 19-like
Exons: 8
Coding region: 77-1474 (465 amino acids)
Molecular function (GO): structural molecule activity
Source: RefSeq, a predicted model, not a curated record